Molecule: messenger RNA, 2194 nt
Organism: Dipodomys spectabilis (banner-tailed kangaroo rat)
Lineage: Eukaryota; Metazoa; Chordata; Mammalia; Rodentia; Heteromyidae
Gene: Hlx
Product: H2.0 like homeobox
Exons: 4
Coding region: 416-1858 (480 amino acids)
Biological process (GO): regulation of DNA-templated transcription
Molecular function (GO): DNA-binding transcription factor activity, RNA polymerase II-specific; sequence-specific DNA binding
Source: RefSeq, a predicted model, not a curated record
AUUGUUGUUUUAAAUUUAGCUCGAAGGGCUUAGCUGUUUGGGGUUUUCUUUCGGUGUCCCGUUUCCCGGUCUCCCCGACUUGGCCGGAGUAGCGGAGUCCAGGCCCCGGUUCGCCCCGCAGGCUCCUGCGCGCCCCGCGUCCGCCUCCACCCCGCGGGGAGCGCGGGCUCCGCGCCGCCUUUCAAGUGAAGCCAGGGGCCGUGGCGGGGAUCGGCGGGGAUCGGGGCCCGGCCUCCUCCCUCGGUGACGCUAGGGAUCCUCGGCCUGUCUUUUGCCAGUGCUCACGGAGAAGCAGAGCGAACCGUCCGGGGCUGGGCCGCUGCCCCUCCCCGCGCACCCAGACAGCCACCCGCGCGCUCUGUCCCCGGGUCGAGUCCGGCCCGGGCGCGGCUGCCUGGAGGCUCACCCCGCCAGGAUGUUCGCCGCCGGCCUGGCUCCCUUCUACGCCUCCAACUUCAGUCUCUGGUCGGCCGCUUACUGCGCUUCGGCCGGCCCGGCCGGCUGUUCCUUCCCUUUGGACCCCGCGGCCGGGAAGAAACCCUCGUUUUGCAUCGCUGACAUCCUACACGCCGGCAUCGGGGAUCCCGGGGCGGCUCCGGAGGGACUAGUGGGAGCCUCGGCCGCCGCCCUCACCUCGCACUUGGGCUCAGUUCACCCGCACGCCUCCUUCCAAGCGGCCGCCAGAUCCCCGCUCCGUCCCACCCCGGUGGUGGCGCCCUCCGAAGUCCCGGCUGGCUUCCCGCAGCGGCUGUCUCCGCUCUCGGCCGCCUACCACCACCACCACCCUCCACAGCCACAGCCGCCCCAACCCGCGCAGACACAGCCGCAGCAGCAACAGCCUCCGCCUCCACCCCGGGCCGGCUCUCUGCAGCCCCCAGCCUCGGGGACUCGGGUCAUCCCCCCCCACAGCGGCUCCACCCCGGCCCCUUCCAGCAAAGACCUCAAAUUUGGAAUCGAUCGCAUUUUGUCCGCAGAAUUUGACCCCAAAGUCAAAGAAGGCAACACUCUGAGAGAUCUCACGUCCCUGCUAACGGGUGGGCGGCCUGCUGGGGUGCACCUCCCCGGUCUGCAGCCCUCUGCCACGGGCCAGUUCUUUGCAUCUCUAGAUCCCAUUAACGAGGCUUCUGCCAUCCUCAGUCCUUUGAGCUCCAACCCCAGAAAUUCAGUUCAGCAUCAAUUUCAAGAUACAUUUCCAGGUCCCUACGCGGUGCUCACGAAGGAUACCAUGCCGCAGACUUACAAGAGGAAGCGUUCCUGGUCUCGAGCUGUCUUUUCCAACCUGCAGAGGAAAGGCUUGGAGAAAAGGUUUGAGAUCCAGAAGUACGUGACCAAGCCAGACCGAAAACAGCUGGCUGCAAUGCUGGGUCUCACUGAUGCACAGGUGAAGGUAUGGUUUCAGAAUCGGCGGAUGAAGUGGAGGCACUCCAAGGAGGCUCAGGCGCAGAAGGACAAAGACAAGGAGGCUGGUGACAAAACUUCUGUCGGAGCCCCCGCUGAAGGUGAACAGGAGGAGAGGAGUCCCAGCCGCUCGGAGGGCGAAGCGGAGAGCGAGAGCAGCGACUCCGAAUCCCUGGAUAUGGCCCCCAGCGACUCGGAGAGGACUGAGGGGGCUGAGCGGGCCGUGCACCAGACCACGGUUAUCAUGGCCAGCGGCAGCGGCGGCAGCGGGGGAGGUAAUGGCGGCAGCAGUUGUAGCUUCAACGGCGCCAGCAGCCUCAGUAGCAGCAGCACCAGCGCGGGCAGUGCCAGCAGCAGCCUUGGCUGUGGCGCUUCGGAGUUGCUCCUGACACCCCAGCCCAUAGCCAGCAGCGCUUCCAAAACCCCGGAGCCUGCCCCAACCCCACUUGGAGGCUUAUAGACUGGAUGAGGACUGAGGGGACCCACGGAGGAGGAGGCCACCCUCCAGAACUGCGUGUCACCUCCACCACCAUGUGCGGGCUGCGUUUUGUGCCUACUUUCUGAUGACAGCUGUGCGGGCCAGAGACAUUUUGUGGAGCCCCCCCACCCCACCCCAAGAUGCUGGGGCCCACACUACCUGCCCUGGGGAGAGGGGCUGCUGGCUGGACAACGGCUCCAUAUUGCUUGUUCAGAUUCUUCUCCCUGACACUAGCAGCUCACUGUGAAGUCUUUUGAUGAAACCCUUCCUCCCCCAGGCACCAGGGGGUGGAGGCUAAAGACAGCUGCACUUAAGAGU